Messenger RNA from Drosophila montana, 4135 nucleotides. RefSeq lists its product as uncharacterized. The transcript has 11 exons. The record is from RefSeq and is a predicted model, not a curated record. Gene Ontology annotation, molecular function: carbohydrate binding. NCBI's taxonomy places the organism in Eukaryota, Metazoa, Arthropoda, Insecta, Diptera, Drosophilidae. Bases 1584 to 3863 code for a protein of 759 amino acids.
AGCAAAUCUCACAAUAUCGGACGCCAGCCAUCGAAGUCCUCGCCAAGUCUGGCGUUUCAUCAGUUUUGUCGCGAACUUUACGUGUUCAAUAUGAAGCCGCUGGGACGCUUGCGUUCCCGUGAAAGUGAAUUGAAUUAGUGGACGGUUUAUUUUGGAAAGGAAUAAUCGAUCAGAGUUUUAAUUAAGCGGAGAAAACGCAAAUUUAUCAUGGUUCAAAAAAGUUAUGUGCCAAAGUGAAGAAAUCCGAUUACGAUCUGAAAAACCCAAAACUUCCUGAAUUGGAAAAAUUUUACAAAUUUGUUACUCGAAUGUGUAAACGUUUUUGGAAAAGUUAAAGUAUUCAAGUUGUGACUCAGUUUACUCGAUUGUCAUUAAUGAAGCUUGUGUACGAAAUGGUUUUGUUUUUCUACCAUUGCGCAUAUAUGUGGAUGGGAUUGUGAAAAUUGUCUGGCCAUAAUUCUCCACAAAUUGCUAUUGAAGGGGGUCAACGACAAAUUUGAAUCGCUACAAACUCCCUUUGUCGGCGACUCCUCAAAUUAACAUACCACCAAAAGUGAAAGAUGCUGUUAGCGGAACUAGCAUAAAAGGGUCCUUUGGACUCUAUUACAAAUAGAUUCAUCCAAGCAAACAAAAGCCAAGGCUACUUAAGUGAUAAAUAAGCAUUCAAAUAUACAAAUAUACAAGUAUAUAGACAUUUGUGUGCUUAGAAGUGUGCCCGAUAGAAAAGAAAUUUCAAAUAAAUUUGGUGUUGCCUGUCGAAAAGCCUGUCCUGACAAAGUUUUAUGAACCGUGCUGUGCGUCGUCUUGAAUGCAAGAAAUUGUCCUAAUAAAUGAGAGAUUUUGACAGUGAUGUGAAGGCCGAAAAAAAUAUAAUAAGCCAAAUUGUCAUGAAAUAAGGCAACUAACGCGGGCUUAAGUGCGACUUUGAUUGAAUACGUCUGGAAUUGUCUGAAUCAUAAUACUAUGCCUCAUAGACAAGGCAAGUCUCAACUCACAUUGGAUUACACAUAAACGGAAAAGUUAUAUUAAUCUUGAACUUUGACUGCAAUCCCAGCCCAUUCGCUGCGAGUGGAAAUAGCGGAAUAUACAUAUGUCUUGAUCCAAAAAAGGAGUUCAAGAUUUGUAUAUGCACGAUUCAGGCCUAAGGAGAACUGAACAAAGCGGAGAGAAAGCGACAAACAGAUCAAGUUCUUAAAUAUAUGCGAUAUUUGGUUAAGAAGUUGAAGGCAGGCAGCCAAAAGAAAAACAAUCUAACAAUCUAAGCUCUGACACAUUCAGUCAAUUGAGCUGGGCCUUUGAGUGGGGUCUAUUAGCAUAUGCUCUGAUGCAGCUGUUGGCCGAGAGCCUCAAGCGAAGCGGAAAUAAGUCCAUUUAGGGAGCUGACAGCAGAACGGCUCCGAGCCCAGAACGUCGCGGCUGGACUCUAAUUGCAGAUGAGCACUGCUGCUGUCGAAGCGCAAAAGAACUGUGCGUAGGACUUGCAAAGAACGUCUAACUACAUAGAGAAAUCCUUUGUCUAACGAAGGACUCCGUUUUGCUAACUGGUCACAGCCCCGCCCCACGGCGAAGGCUACACGAUUGAGAUGGAGAUGGAGGUGCCACGAGCCAGCCAGACCCGAACCCGGACCCGCACGCGCUCUCGCUCCGGCUGCCUGCGUCUAGGACUCGCACUGCUGGCCUUGAUAUUGGCGCAGUCCUUUGACUAUGUUCUGUGCGGCGAGAAAUUGGCCCUUUUAUCGGCCACACUGCGCACAUAUCAGAAGGCGGCCUGUGAUACGGAUCAGGUGGUAAUUGCUUGCCCGCGCGGCACCAGCAUUUCAAUUGAAUUUGCCCAGUACAACAAGUUUGUGGCGAAAGAUGGCUACAGCAUUGAGGAGUUGUGUCCCAUCUCUGGCACCGUAAAGCCCGAGAUUCGGGGAAAAGCAAAACACUUGCUGCGGGGCUCCAUUUUUGGCUCCACCUCGCAAAAAGUGCCCGCCAACCGCUAUGUGAACGGCGGCUAUGCCAUUGCCGUUGAAGUUCCUACUAGCACCAGUGGACCAGGAGGAACCAUUACCGAAUCUUCAGCAGACAAUGCUCAAAAGAGCGAAAGCUCUCCUGAAAACUGCAUGUGGCCAAAUGCUCUUCAGUACUCCUUGCUGCAGACUGUGGUGGAGGCCUGCCAGAAGAAAAAGCACUGCAAGUUUCACGGAUCUCCACAGUUCUACGGGCUGGGCGCCAGCGGAGUGGGCGAUUCAUCCGGCACCAGCAGCUAUCACAGCAGCACGGCCAGCUCGAAUGCAAUCAGCAACGACCCCUGCCCCAAGCGCAGGAAAAUCGUCGAGGUCGCCUACAAAUGUCGCCCAUAUGAGUUCCGCAGCAAGGUUGCCUGCCACAACGAUGUCGCUCAGCUGGAAUGCAAUCCGUACUCGCGGAUUGCCGUUUACAGUGCAAGCUUUGGACGCACGGAAUACGAGAGCAUUCAGUGUCCACAGCCGCAGGGCGUCCGCGAGGAGACAUGCCUUGCCUCGUUCGCCACGGAGACUGUGAUGCAAAUUUGCCACGGACGAAGGCGCUGCAACUUGGCCGCUGAUGCGAAUACCUUUGGCACCCCGUGCCAGCCAAACUCGCGAAUGUAUUUGAAGGUUGUUUACACAUGCGUGCCGAAGCAAGUGUUAAAGGAGAGCAACGAGUCAGAGGUGGAGGCUGACGAAAUGGAGGACUUUGAGGGCGACAUCAAUGACCUAUACGACGAUGAGCUCAUCUACAAAGAGUCGGAGGCCAUACCCAAGCUAUACAGCAACACAACCAAAACAGUUGCAGGCAACGGAACUAGCGGCGGCGGCGGUCUCGCUGCCAACUCCAAUCCAGAGGGCAUUCACACCGUCACAAACGGCUCGCUGGACUCAGAUGUGGAUGGCAGUGGCGUCAAUCCGGUGAUGACACACAGCGCCGACUUGAGUCUGGAGGACGACCAGCAGCGUCUCUAUUUAUAUCUCUUAAUUGUCGGAUUGGUCGGUGUCCUCUUCUCCAUUCUGAUUGUGGCCACGCGCCUGGUGCUGCAGAAGCGGCGCAUGGCCAGUGACACGCAGUCCAAUUCAUCUACAAAAGGGGGCACCGCUGGAGGCCUGGGCGACGAGACGAACAUCCCCAGCGGCUUUAACGACACCAUUUCCGAGAUAGACGCCGACAUUGACCUUACCACUUCCAUACCAGUGCCCAGCGUAUCAAAGAACGAGAACUACAUCACUUACGCGCCAGCCAGCAGCUUGUAUACUAGUCUAGCGCCUAGCCAGCUGGCGACAGUUGGCGGACCCUGCACGGCCUCCGGUUUGAUUCCCAACCCCCUUUUAAUGGGUGCACGGCAGUCGCCGGACCUCAUCGGCAUGUCGCCAAGUACCUAUGUAGCUACAAGUAGCGCCGGCAGCGCUACUGGUGCACAGGGGUCCAUGGCGAGCAUUUUGGCACCGGCAAUUGUAAUUGGCGCGAACGAUCCUAGUGGAACUUUGCCCGGCAGCAGUGGCUUAAACACCAUGGUGCCCAUUACAUCUCUGACCCAGUACACAACGGCGCCCACCAUUCGCGGUGGAUACAUCAUUAAUGCCGAGGCCAUGAGCGUGCUGCAGCGACCGAGCAACACACCGACGCCACCCUCCUCUUUAGCUAGCGGCUCCCCGGCGCACCCACCGACACAGCAGCCGCCGACCACAUCGCCUCUAGCAAUGACAUCGCUAAGUCAUGUGCCUGCUCCAGGCACAUCAACAUUGCGCCGCACAAAGCCCGGUACCACAGCUAUGCUCCAUCCUCAGCUGUCCUAUGACGGCACGGCCCCGCGUACUCUAUCAACUGGUUUAUCGGUGAGCUCGCAGUUUUAUUACGGAUGACCAAGCACGGGGGACUGUGAGCCUCACGUGUAUACUACAGCCAUCAGCGUGACCGCCCCUAACGUCCAUAGCUAUGCCAGACAGGAUGUCACAGGUACUCAGGCAGAGUCUCAUUCAGACGCUGCUCAUGGGCCGGCAGCUAGGCCCUAGCCACAAGCCAACAAUGGGUCAACAGUACCCUUGGCCACUUCUAGCAUAAACGACAAUACAAAUCUACAGGGGAAUGAUCUAAGCCCAGAGACCUGCUGCCAGAAUCGGAAUCAGCAACAACA